AGUACAGUAGUUUUUGUUGUCGUUGUUGUCGUUUCUUUUUUUUUUUUUGCUUGAUAAGAGGAAGGAGAUAAAAUUAAAUGUUCAAAAGACAGUCCAGUAAAACGUCGUAAUGCACAACUUUAUUUCACUUUUCCCACGCAUCUCCAACUUAUUGGACCUAUUUUUUUCCACGCCUCGUUUAUCCCCACCCCUUUUUUUUCAUUCUCUUUUGUUUUUGUUUACAUUCGAGAUGAAUACUGUAUUUUUACGCCUGGCUAAAACCCAUAAUUCCUCUUUACUAUUGAAAAAAGUAUGUAUGUUAUAAGCCCCGAGAAUCCUAUUAUUAUUGACAAAAGCAUACAGUCUGUUCGGUCUUUUCAUUGUUCGUCACAGAAUUUUGGAGAAAUCAAACCCUUUUUGCUGGCCGAUAUUGGAGAAGGCAUAACCGAAUGUGAAAUUGUACAAUGGUUUGUGAAGCCCGGAGAAACAGUUGCUGAAUUUGACAAGAUCUGUGAAGUUCAAUCAGACAAGGCAUCAGUUGAGAUUUCUUCCCGGUAUGCAGGAAAUAUUGUGAAAAUCCAUUACGGUGCCAAUGAUGUUGCUAAAGUGGGGUCAGCAUUAGUGGAUAUAGAGACAGAAGAUGAAGAGGUUCCUAUCACAGUCGGAUCUUCGGCACAUGUAGACACGGUUACUACUAUUAAAUUGCCAAGUUAUAGUUCCGGAUGGAAGACUCCUGCGGUCCGUAGAUUAUUGACCGAGUAUGGAUUGAAUGUAGAUAGUAUAUCUGGAUCCGGAAAAAAUGGGCGCGUAUUAAAAGGUGAUGUCUUGAGUAUGAUCAAGGCUAACUCUUUGACAAAGAAAGCUAAAGAGCAUGUCCCAAAGGUAGAUACUGCACCAAAGUCUAUUAUAAAUAGUAUCAUAAGCGAAGUCGGCGAUACCAAUACCGUUCCCUUAAAUGCUAUACAAAAAGCCAUGUACAAAACAAUGACAAAAUCGCUUUCUAUUCCUCAAUUGGGUUACAAGGAUGAAAUUGAAUUAACAGCUACAUCAGAAUACAGGGACGCCUUAAACUCAUACAUCACCAGUAAAUCGGACAAAUUUGCGUACAAGAAGAUUUCAUAUUUACCCAUUUUUAUCAAGUGUUUAUCUUUAUCACUUUCAUUCCAUCCCAUUUUAAAUGCGCAAGUCAAAGAAGACGGUAAUAAGCCUCAGAUACAUUACCGUGCAUCCCAUAAUAUUGGAAUUGCCAUGGAUACUCCCAAUGGUCUUAUUGUGCCUAAUAUUAAAAAUGUUCAGGAAAAAACAAUUUUUCAAGUGGCAGAAGAGAUUCAUCGAUUGACACAAUUGGCUAAAAAGGGAGCGAUUCCUCUUUCCGAUCUCAAAGGUGGAACCAUUACCCUCUCAAAUAUUGGCUCUAUCGGCGGCACUUAUGCAAACCCAAUUAUUGUCUCCAACGAAUCGGCCAUUGUUGCAUUAGGAUCUGCCAGAAGACUACCUCGUUUGAACGAAUCAGAUACCUUGGUGGCUAAACAAAUUAUGCCUGUAAGCUGGUCUGCUGAUCACCGUGUAAUUGAUGGGGCGACCAUGGCACAAUUUGGCAACACCUGGAAGAGUUUUAUUGAAAACCCUGCUCUUUUAGCAAGUAAACUUCAUUAGAAACUAAACCAUAUCCACCAAUAAAAAACUUUCUAUGUUUAAUGGAAUUAUAGAAUUUUCAAUAGAAGGAGUGCGACAUCUUGUUUCUAUAUGGAUGUUUUCAAAUAUACAUAUAAUAAUUGUUAUGUGCAUUGAGAAAAAAAAAACUAUACAUACGGCUUUAUUCUUUCAUAUUGCGACAAACAAGUUUAUAACAGAGCACUCUUCUAAACAGAAGCUGAAAGUUAUUACAAAUUAUGUCUAUGAGUACACCCACCAAAUUACACAACGUACAAUAAAAAGAUCUAUUUGGAGGGAGUAUGAAUUCUGCUUCAAACCGUCUUGGGCGAUCGACUUAAGAACAAAAUCCGGACAAAGUUUAAGGGUUUGUGUUCUAGUGCAGCUGACAAGCUUUAUUGUUAAC
Molecule: messenger RNA, 2038 nt
Organism: Mucor mucedo
Lineage: Eukaryota; Fungi; Mucoromycota; Mucoromycetes; Mucorales; Mucoraceae
Product: 2-oxoacid dehydrogenases acyltransferase-domain-containing protein
Exons: 3
Coding region: 292-1635 (447 amino acids)
Cellular component (GO): cytoplasm; mitochondrion
Molecular function (GO): lipoic acid binding; acetyltransferase activity
Source: RefSeq, a predicted model, not a curated record